Molecule: messenger RNA, 3444 nt
Organism: Triticum aestivum (bread wheat)
Lineage: Eukaryota; Viridiplantae; Streptophyta; Magnoliopsida; Poales; Poaceae
Product: putative pentatricopeptide repeat-containing protein At5g09950
Exons: 1
Coding region: 114-3290 (1058 amino acids)
Biological process (GO): RNA modification
Molecular function (GO): RNA binding; protein binding; zinc ion binding
Source: RefSeq, a predicted model, not a curated record
AUUGAUCACCAACAACCAGGCUAUAUCUGCAACAAUUGGCUCUCUCAAGUACUUGGAGAGCGGGAGUCAUUUUACCAUAACGUGAAAUUCUGCCGGAAACAGACGCCAAACACAUGAACCGCAAACUCCCGCCGUUCCCCCACCUCACACUCCGCUUCUCCUCCUCCUCCAGCUCCGCAUCGCCUUCCCCGCCGCCGCCUCGCCGCCUCCCACCUCCAGUGCCACUACGUGACCUCCUCGCCCACCGUCUCCCACUUCUGCAUUCGCCCGCCCCUCCUCCUCGAUCGUCACCGCCGGUGCACCCUCACGCUGACCUCCUCCUCCGUCGCCGCAGCGGAGAGGCUACACCGGAGAGCCUCCACCUUGAGCUCGUGAAGCGAGGGCUCACCAAUGAUCUCUUCCUCUCAAACCAUCUCGUUAAUUCCUACGCUAAAAGCUCGCGUCUGGCCUGCGCGCGCCAGGUGUUCGACUGUAUGCUGGAACGGAACGCCGUUUCCUGGACCUGCCUGGUAUCUGGGUACGUGCUGUCAGGGAUCACCGAUGAGGCCUUCCGGGUGUUCCGCGCAAUGCUGGGGGUCGGUUCCGAGUGCAGCAGGCCCACGUCAUUUACCUUUGGGAGCGUGCUCCGGGCGUGCCAGGAUGCUGGACCAGACAAGUUGGGAUUUGCGGUGCAGGUCCAUGGAUUGGUAUCAAAGACUGUGUAUGCAUUGAAUACAACGGUGUGCAACGCCUUGAUCUCGAUGUACGGUAAUUGCUCUGUUGGUCUGCCCAUCCAAGCGCAGCAGGUGUUUGAUUCCACACCAGUCAGGGACAUCAUCACGUGGAAUGCCUUGAUGUCUGUCUAUGCUAAGAAAGGGCAUGUGGUUUCGACAUUUACCUCGUUCACGGCAAUGUUGCGUGAUGACUCAGCAAUUGAGUUGAGACCAAACGAGCAUACUUUUGGGAGCUUAAUCACUGCGACAACUGUGUCCUCCUGCAGCUCAAGAGUGCUUGAGCAAGUGUUUGCAAGGGUGCUCAAUUCGGGCAGCUCAAGUGACCUCUAUGUGGGGAGUGCUCUUGUUAGUGCAUUCGCGAGACAUGGCAUGCUUGAUGAAGCUAAGAACAUUUUUCUCAGUUUGAAAGAGAGAAAUGCAGUUACCUUGAAUGGUUUGAUCGUGGGCUUGGUUAAGCAGCACUGCAGUGUAGAAGCAGUUAGGAUUUUCAUGGGGACUAGGGAUUCAGUUGUUGUCAAUGCAGACACAUAUGUUGUGUUGCUCGGUGCGAUAGCGGAGUUUUCUGUACCAGAAGAUGGGUUGAUGAAAGGUACGGAACUCCAUGGGCAUGUUCUUAGAACUGGACUUAUUGAUUUGAAAAUUGCUAUCAGUAAUAGUCUGGUUAAUAUGUACGCCAAAUGUGGUGCCAUUGAUAAAGCCUGUAGAGUUUUCCAGUCGCUUUGUACAAGGGAUCGGGUUUCCUGGAACACCAUUAUCUCAGUUCUUGAUCAGAAUGGUUACUGUGAAGGUGCAAUGAUGAAGUACUGCAUGAUGAGACAAGAUUGUAUAAGUCCGUCAAACUUUGCAGCAAUUAGUGGCUUGAGUUCAUGUGCAAGUUUGAGACUUUUGUCUGUGGGCCAGCAAGUGCAUUGUGAUGCUGUAAAGUGGGGACUGGAUUUAGACACCUCUGUUUCAAAUGCACUAGUUAAAAUGUAUGGAGAAUGUGGAGCUAGGUCUGAGUGCUGGGAAGUUUUCAACUCUAUGGCUCAACAUGAUGUAGUUUCCUGGAACUCUAUCAUGGGUGUCAUGGCCAAUUUGCGAGCACCUAUUGCUGAAUCGGUAGAAGUUUUCUCCAAAAUGAUGAGGAGUGGGCUGGCCCCAAAUAAAGUUACAUUCGUUAACUUAUUGGCUACAUUGUCGCCAUUGUGUGUGCUUGAAUUGGGAAAGCAGGUUCAUGCUGUGGUGCUAAAGCAUGUAGCUAUAGAAGAUACUGCAGUUAAUAAUGCUCUAAUGUCCUGUUAUGCUAAGUCAGGAGACAUGGAUUCUUGUGAGCAGCUGUUUUCGGAAAUUUCUGGCAGAAGGGAUGCUGUCUCAUGGAAUUCAAUGAUUUCAGGGUACAUCUACAAUGGCCAUUUGCAGGAGGCUAUAGACUGUGUUUGGCUUAUGAUGCACAGUGACCAAGUGAUGGAUUGCUGCACCUUCUCCAUUGUACUGAAUGCAUGUGCCUCUGUGGCAGCGUUAGAGCGUGGAAUGGAGAUGCACGCUUUUGGUAUUAGGUCACAGCUCGAGUCUGAUGUUGUGGUUGAGAGUGCUCUUGUUGAUAUGUACUCAAAGUGUGGAAAGAUAGGCUAUGCCUCAAAGGUGUUCAGUUCCAUGAGUCAGAAAAAUGAGUUCUCAUGGAACUCUAUGAUUUCUGGUUAUGCAAGACAUGGUCUUGGAAGAAAAGCUUUGGAGAUAUUUGAAGAAAUGCAGCAAAGUGGAGCAAAUCCAGACCAUGUCACAUUUAUAAGUGUUCUAUCUGCCUGUAGUCAUGCUGGAUUGGUAGACAGAGGUCUAGAGUACUUUGAAAUGAUGGAGGACCAUGGUAUAUUACCUCAGAUUGAACAUUAUUCUUGUGUUAUAGACCUUCUUGGUCGAGCUGGCAAGCUCAUCAAGAUACGAGAAUACAUCAGAAGAAUGCCAAUGAAACCAAAUACUCUCAUAUGGAGGACUGUAUUAGUUGCUUGUCGACAAUGGAAGGACAGGGACAAGAUAGAUAUGGGGCUAGAAGCUUCAAGGAUGCUUUUGGAACUAGAACCUCAAAAUCCUGUAAACUAUGUUCUUGCAUCUAACUUUUAUGCAGCAACAGGAAGGUGGGAAGAUACAGCCAAAACCCGAGCUGUAAUGGGGGGAGCAGCAGUGAAAAAAGAGGCUGGUCGCAGUUGGGUAACCCUAGGUGAUGGGGUUCAUACCUUUAUUGCUGGAGAUAGAUCACAUCCGAACACCAAAGAAAUAUAUGAAAAGCUGAGUGUUUUGAUUCAGAAGAUAAGGAGUGCUGGUUAUGUUCCAAUGACAGAGUUUGCCCUGUAUGAUCUUGAAGAAGAGAACAAAGAGGAAUUGCUAAAUUAUCAUAGUGAAAAGCUUACAGUUGCCUUUGUUUUGACUCGCUCCUCCUCAGGUGUCCCCAUAAGAAUCAUGAAGAACCUUCGGGUUUGUGGAGAUUGUCACACGGCAUUUAGGUACAUAUCUCACGCUAUUGGCCGGCAAAUCAUUUUAAGGGAUGCCAUCCGAUUCCACCAUUUUGAGGAUGGUAAGUGUUCUUGUGGGGAUUACUGGUAGCUUGUUCAUAAGAUGGUAACAGUGACAAGCUAUUGUUAACCUCUUCGGACUUUGUCGUACCAGACAACCAGGUACAUGGUGUUUUUAACUUAUCUCGAAUUUGAGGUCAGUUUUGCUAUUCAAAGGUACAUGUAAUCUGUUCCAUUACCGUGAA